UAAAAUACUGUCUACACAGUUUGAUAAAGUUCAGCAUGUUUAAAAUGCUGACCAAGCAGACAGCGCGUGCACGCGCUGUGCACGCGCGCCACUGUGGGCGGGUGACGACUGACGUCGGUUGAUUCAACCGGCAUAAAAACUCUAACAGCUAGCUAACUUUAUCAUCCAGUUGUCUUCGAAAGCAAGUAGACGAAUCCUCCAGGGCGGGCCAAUAUGGGGAAGGAGAAACUCCACAUAAACAUUGUGGUAAUAGGACAUGUCGACUCAGGCAAGUCCACCACUACAGGCCACCUCAUCUACAAGUGUGGGGGCAUUGAUAAGAGAACUAUUGAGAAGUUUGAGAAGGAGGCUGCUGAGAUGGGGAAAGGUUCCUUCAAAUACGCAUGGGUUUUGGACAAGCUAAAAGCAGAGCGUGAGCGCGGCAUCACUAUUGACAUCUCUCUUUGGAAGUUUGAGACCAGCAAGUACUACGUUACCAUCAUUGAUGCUCCUGGACACAGGGACUUCAUUAAGAACAUGAUCACUGGGACUUCUCAGGCCGACUGUGCCGUACUGAUCGUAGCUGCAGGUGUUGGUGAGUUUGAAGCUGGCAUCUCUAAAAACGGGCAGACUCGUGAACACGCCCUUCUUGCCUACACCCUGGGAGUGAAGCAGCUCAUUGUGGGCAUUAACAAGAUGGAUUCCACUGAGCCUAACUAUAGCCAGAAGCGCUAUGAGGAGAUUGUGAAGGAAGUCAGCACUUACAUCAAGAAGAUUGGCUAUAACCCUGACACUGUGGCUUUUGUGCCCAUCUCUGGCUGGAAUGGAGACAACAUGCUGGAGCCCAGCCCUAAUAUGACCUGGUUCAAAGGCUGGAAGAUCAACCGUAAAGAUGGUAAUGCCUCAGGCACCACGCUGCUGGAGGCUUUGGAUGCCAUCCAGCCUCCUACCCGCCCCACUGACAAGCCUCUCCGUCUGCCUCUACAGGACGUCUACAAAAUUGGAGGCAUUGGGACCGUACCUGUCGGCCGAGUGGAGACGGGGAUCUUAAAACCUGGAAUGGUGGUGACCUUUGCCCCAGUCAACGUGACCACUGAAGUCAAGUCUGUGGAAAUGCACCAUGAGGCCCUGACUGAAGCACUACCUGGUGACAAUGUGGGUUUUAAUGUCAAGAAUGUGUCCGUUAAGGAUAUCCGCCGUGGCAAUGUGGCCGGUGACAGCAGGAACGAUCCACCACAGGAGGCAGCUGGUUUCACCUCUCAGGUGAUUAUCCUGAACCACCCUGGCCAGAUCAGUGCUGGUUAUGCCCCGGUGCUGGACUGCCACACUGCGCACAUCGCAUGUAAGUUUGCAGAGCUUAAGGAAAAGAUCGACCGUCGCUCUGGCAAGAAGCUUGAAGACAAUCCCAAAUUUCUGAAAUCUGGAGAUGCCGCCAUUGUAGACAUGAUCCCUGGCAAGCCCAUGUGUGUGGAGAGCUUCUCCGAGUACCCACCACUGGGGAGAUUUGCAGUCCGUGACAUGCGUCAGACGGUGGCGGUGGGAGUGAUCAAAGGCGUGGAAAAGAAGGCCCCCACCAGCGGUAAGAUCACCAAGUCUGCACAGAAGGCACAGAAGACCAAAUGAACGUUGUGCUGGGCUGCUGCCCCGAACGCUCACCGUGGCCGAAGACGCACUCGCACCCUGCACCUUCUGCACACCAUCGUCAGCGUCUGGUCUAUUAUCACAAUGCAUCGCAAAAGCAGACGUAGGAAAAAAAAUAACUUGCACACUGUUAGUGAUUAACAUGUUAUCACUGUUCAAUGUAGGUUUUAUUGUCACACAGUCUGUGGCGAAACACAUUUGCAUCGUUGCUCUCUUGUUGUGUGCUAAUGUAGUUUGAAUUUUGCUGCUCAUUGAUCUGUCCAAACUUCCUGCUUAGCUCAAGUAACAAGACAGAAAUGUUUGUUCAAGUAAUGCUCUGUGUUCUAGCGUUAAAGAGAUAUGCUAACUAGCCAGAGGUAGAUUGGCUUCUUGCAUGUUUGCACCUUAGAGGAACAAGCUUCUGAGAUCCUGAGAUCUUCAUGCCUAGCACUUUGCUUGACUUAAACUUCCUUGCAGUAGCACUGUUAAUGUUACUGUUAAGUUCAUGCACCUUACUCAUUAAUUGUAAGCAUAUGUUCAAACAAGUAAAAAAGUUGAAACUGUA
Messenger RNA from Cheilinus undulatus (humphead wrasse), 2164 nucleotides. RefSeq names its product elongation factor 1-alpha 1. The coding region runs from base 214 to 1602 and encodes 462 amino acids. Lineage: Eukaryota; Metazoa; Chordata; Actinopteri; Labriformes; Labridae. The record is from RefSeq and is a predicted model, not a curated record. Gene Ontology annotation, biological process: translational elongation; translation. Gene Ontology annotation, molecular function: GTPase activity; translation elongation factor activity; GTP binding. The transcript is spliced from 8 exons.